AUGGCUUCCCCUUCGAGCGUGCCCAGAUGGACUCCAAGUCCAAGCCCAGGCCGGCCGCGAGCCAUCGCCGACGAUGGCUUCAACUCCGGCGGCGACGAUGUCAUCUUUCCGUUCGGUGACAUUCCCACUCCACCACCUCUGGAAACGGAAGCCUUGUGGGCCACGGGCAUCAGCGGCGGCCAGAAGAGGAGAGUCAGCAUCUGCAUCGAGCUCCUGACGCGCCCUCAGCUGCUGUACCUCGACGAGCUCACGAGCGGGCUCGAUAGCGCUGCGUCGUACCAUGUCAUGAGCCGCAUCGCGAGGCUCGCUCGACGCGAGAUUAUGACGGUGGUGGCGGCCGUUCACCAGCCGAGCAGCGAGGUGUUCGACCUCUUCCAUGGCCUCUGCCUCCUGGCCUACGGCGAGACCGUCUUCUUCGGCCCAGCUUCCACUGCUAAAGAGUUCUUUGCUGUGCACGCCUUCCCCUGUCCUCCGCUGACAAAUCCUUCCGAUCACUAUCUUAGGACGAUCAACAAAGAUUUCGACACGGAUAUCGAACAAGAUCCUGAGUCCAAGACAAGAACCAGCACUGCCGAAGCAAUCGAGAUCCUCGUGAAGUCUUACAGCUCUUCGGAUACCCUGCAGCGUGUCACACGAGAAAUAGCGGGGAUACAUGAUUUGGGAGGAGCCUCCGUGAAGAGGAGGAACCAAGCGAGCUUCCUCGUUCAAACGCUUGUGCUCACGAGACGAUCCUUCGUGAACAUGUACAGGGACUUGGGCUACUACUGGCUGCGAUUUGCCAUCUACAUCGCGCUUUGCCUCUGCGUGGGCACAAUUUACUUUGAUGUUGGCCACGGUUUUGGCUCGAUUCAAGCGAGAGGGUCCAUGCUCAUGUUCACAGCUGCUUUCCUAACCUUCAUGGCGAUUGGAGGCUUCCCCUCUUUCGUAGAAGACAUGAAGAUCUUUGGAAGAGAAAGACUGACCGGGCACUACGGCGUGACUGCCUUCACCGUUGCGAACACGCUCUCCGCCACCCCGUACUUGGCUCUCAUCUCCGUGAUCCCAGGGGCCAUGGCCUACUACUUGGUCGGCCUGCAGAGGGGGGCGGACCACUUCAUCUACUUCGCUCUCGUGCUGUUCAUGUGCAUGAUGCUCGUGGAGGGGCUGAUGAUGAUGGUGGCGAGCGUCGUCCCGGACUUCCUCAUGGGCAUUAUUACCGGAGCAGGGAUCCAAGGGGUAAUGAUGCUCAACGGGGGCUUCUUCCGGCUGCCCCGCGACCUGCCCGGCCCGGUAUGGCGCUACCCCAUGUACUACGUUGCCUUCCACAAGUACGCCAACCAGGGGUUCUACAAGAACGAGUUCUUGGGGUUGACCUUUCCCAAUGAGCAAGCCAGAGGGCCGCCCACCGUCACCGGAGAAGAGAUAUUGAGAGACAUUUGGCAAGUCGAGAUGGGCUACUCCAAGUGGAUCGAUCUUGCCAUCUUGCUUGGCAUGGUUGUGCUCUACAGGUUAACGUUCUUAGUCACCCUGAAGAUUCUGGAGACGGUCAAAUCCAUGGCUUGACCUUCAAAACCCAUCUCCAUAAAUGGUCGAACAACAAACAAAAUAAUAACGGGAAAAAGGAAAAACAAGUGAUCAAAUGAAGAGAAUAUUCUGAUACACGUGGCAUGCAUGAGGGGCCACAUGAAUAAUUCAACUGUCGACGCAUUAUUGGUAUGCCAUAUGCACUGAUUGAAUCUUUUAAGCUCGUACACGUCACGUGCACUCCAAUUAUGUAGCUGCCUCCACGCAAUUCACAUGAAGGGAUUUUGUUGCAUAUGAGUUGUACGUCAAUUUCGUGUAUCCAUAAUCAAAACGUUCAAGAAUAUAAUUUCAUGAUUUAAUUC
This is a messenger RNA of Musa acuminata subsp. malaccensis (wild Malaysian banana), 1865 nucleotides long. Lineage: Eukaryota; Viridiplantae; Streptophyta; Magnoliopsida; Zingiberales; Musaceae. The record is from RefSeq and is a predicted model, not a curated record.